CACAAAAAUCACAAAUCCCCAUUCCAGCUUCAUCCUCCACCGCUUUUUUUUUCCAAUGACUUCUCCCACCACUCAACUUCUACCUUAGAAGCUAUCAAUAUAGGCACUGCAAUAUGGCCUCAGAUACUCUUAGGCCCCCGGCCGACAAUGGCGGCUCUCGUCCACCGACGUCACGCUUCGUGGAGGGGUCUAUGAACGACCGAGUCAGCGCUACACCGCCGCCACAGUACCUCGGCCCUGAGGAGUUGAAGGAAUAUGAGAAGCAGUUCUACACCGAUAGACCUGUUACACGAGGCGAGAUGCGCAAGCCACGUCGUCAACGGCCCUUCUCCGAGAGCAGCGUGCCGGAGACUAACGCACAAGACCGCAUCAUAACCCAUAGGAAAUCCACGAGCUUCUUCGAACGUGUUCGUGAAGUACUGAGAUGGAACUCGUCUUCUCGUAGCAGUGCCAGCUCCCAGAAAACGAGCUCUUCGAGAAAGCACACCAGCCUGCAGGAACCGCCGCUGUCACCACGAAUGGAUAAUCUCCGAGCGGCUAAGUCACACUCUGAGAUACCUUACCACAAUCUUCCAGAGCUGCCCAACUUCGGUAGUGGCGCUAAUCGCCCGACCCGCGAGGAUGUCAUGCAAUCGUACAGCCACUUGAUGGCUACCGGCUUCUUCCAGUCACAUGCCAUACAGUCCACCCGCCAUGCCGCACCAGGAGCCCGCGAUGAUAAACGUCGUUCGGCACCACCCAUGCCUACGAUCCCAGGCUCAGCGCCAUGUACUCCAAAGCCACCUCGUAUCUCAUCUUUGGAACUCGUGGAGUCACCAAAGUCGUCCCAAAGUCCGAUGAGAGCAGGUUGGCAAGAGCAAGCACUCGUGGGAGUAGAGACGGAGCUUGAAGAUGAGUUCAUCCAUGCAGUGAAGAACAAAAGUUCUCGCUACGACUCUCUUCGUGGCCGCAAGCGUAAUCGAGUAGACAGCGAAGAAGUAGCUAGUCCCGAAGCACCGGGUCUCUCAACGUCUUCGUCCUUUGCCCAACCUCUUAAGAGGGUUGCGAAGAAGCUACGCAAGAUGCCUUCAGCCAAGGAUGUGGAGAUGUCGGAUGCCAUGGUCAGUCUCCCGCCCUCGGUGUCUGUCGGCGGCACGAUGUAUCUUAAGGAGAAGUCGGUGCGCAUGCGUGAGCCCUCCCCGACACCGCCAGAGGUUAGCAACAGACGCACCGACUACCAACAUCAUGGACACUAUCACCAGCCCAAACCACGCAGGACGUUCUCGGGUAGCAGCAGGGGAGAAGGAAACAGGCUUAGGAAGCGUGGCAAGUCGGCCUCGCUGCGAUCACGAGAUACAGGAUUCGAAACGUGGGAGAUGGAGGGCCAACGCCUAUCCACGGAUAGCAUCCACCAGGACUCCACGGCGAUGAGCGAGGCUGAGGCAGCAGCGCAAGAGAUGGCUCGAUCUAGAGAAGCUACGCCCCUUCGAGUCGUGCCCGAUUCCAACCGUGGUAUCCCCUCAGUCCCACGCAUCCCGGACCAAUACCACUUCUACCACAAGCCGAACGCCCAUUACGAUUUCGAGAACGAGAUUGAGAAUUCGGGGUGGCAAUUUGGCGAAGCCCUCUAAGCAGAAUUUGCUGCAAAUAACACAACCGGACAACAGGAUGGGAACAGAGCCGGAGAAACAGACGACGGCGGCGAACAUUUUUGACGAUCUUUGACUUUCCGGAUUCGUUGUUUUUUUUAUGAAUGAUGACGACCUCUUACGAGAAAGCAAGUACGAAAGGAAAGCACGGCGUUUGCUUCGAUUCUUCAGGAUGGAUAUAUCCCUUGCUGCUUUUUCACCCAUUCGUUUUUGUGGUUUUCCUUUUUCCUUUUCCUAUGAUGACGAAAAAAGAAAUUUUAUGAGCAUGAACUUACGACUUUCCUUCUUCUUGCUAUUGCAUCUUCCUGAGCAUUGGCAUCGGCUUUGGCCUUGAUCUCGAACCUCGACUACUUGGGGACGAAGGAGGAAGAUUGGAGAAUGAUUUCCUCUUCGUGUACCACAUUUACAGAACGACAACCAAUCAAUAAGGGGCACAGAUUUUUCCCAUGGAACGGGCGUACGUAAGUAAGGCAAACAACCUCUUACAUACUUAUCCGAACCUUCACGACCGGCGUUUCUCAGCUUUUCAGGGAUGAAUUGGGUUGGGACGGGAUUGGGUCGGCUUGACUUGUAAUUAUAAUAAGCACAAAGUGCUACGGCAGUUAUGAUUCGAUGGCAAAUGGGUUACAUUAUGCAGCAACCAAGGACAUGACAUACCUUGAGUACUUAGUUUACUUAUUCGCUGAUAGGAGAACUACUACCUAAAUAGGGGCUUGUCUAUGGCACUUCUA
Messenger RNA from Annulohypoxylon truncatum, 2359 nucleotides. RefSeq lists its product as uncharacterized. The coding region runs from base 114 to 1610 and encodes 498 amino acids. The record is from RefSeq and is a predicted model, not a curated record. The transcript has a single exon. Lineage: Eukaryota; Fungi; Ascomycota; Sordariomycetes; Xylariales; Hypoxylaceae.